UUCCCACUGUUCUUGAGCACAAAUCAGACUCGAACAAACACAACUCUUUCCAUGGGAUCAGUUAUAAGAAGAAUGGCCAGACAAUGAGCAGCUUAGUUUCUUGGUCUUACCAGUGGAAGGCUUGCCAACAUUUCUGAAGAAAGCCCUGGCUGGCUCAUUCCUCUCUAUAUGGUCGAUUGCUGUUGCUUCUGGACCAAAGGAGCAGAUUGGUUAGUGAAGAAUGCUGUCAGAAGGGUAUCUCAGUGGACUUGCCUACCAGAAGGACAUCCACUGGAGCUGUUCAUCUUAUAAUGAGCAGGUGGCUGAGGAGAAUGAAGAAGAGACAAAAUCUGCUACUCAUUCCUACUGCUCGGUGGAUGAAACCCAAGUCCGAAGUCUGUAUGUGAGCUGCAAAUCCUCGGACAAGUUUAUUUCUUCAGUGCAUUCACGAGAGAGCCAACACAGUAGAAAUCAGAGAGCCACAAUGCUGCAGACAAACCCCAAUCCUGUGUUUGAAAGUCCCAACGUGGCUGCGGUUGAAAUAUGUAGAGACUCCAGCCGAGAGACCUACUUGGUUCCACCUUCCUGCCAAAGUAUUUGCAAGAAUUACAAUGACUUACAUAUUGCAGGGGACCAGGUGAUGGCUAUUAAUUCAGUGACAACAGAUUUUCCCCCUCAGAGCAGUUUUGAAUACGGCCCCUUGCUGAAAUCAUCUGAGAUUCCUUUGCCCAUGGAGGAUUCCAUUUCCCCCCAGCCCAGCUACUUGCCCCAAAAACCUAUCCAGCGGUGUUCAUCCUACUGGAGAAUAACUAGCAUCAAAGAGAAAAGCAGCCUGCAAAUGCAGAAGCCUAUGUCUAACGCAGUGCUGAAUGAGUACCUGGAGCAGAAGGUGGUCGAGUUAUAUAAGCAGUACAUUAUGGACACCGAGUUUCACGACAGUUCUCCCACCCAGAUCCUGGCGUCUGAACUCAUCAUGACAAGUGUGGAUCAAAUCAGUCUCCAAGUGUCUAGAGAGAAGAAUCUGGAGACCUCCAAAGCCAAGGAUAUAGUCAUUAACUGUCUAUUACAGCUGGUAUCAAGUGAAAUCAGCACACCUAGUCUCCAUAUUUCUCAGUAUAGCAACGUGAAUCCAUAGAGAGGAUGCUUCUCUCUCAACUACUCCAAGCUAAAGCAACACUUUCUUCAUUGAUUCCGAGAAUGUGCAGGAGGUGGGUGUGAAGGGGAGGCCAGAGCUAGAGAAGUAAAGGUUGGACGGAGGUCAGGUGUGAAUUCAGAGGAAAUCUCACCAUUACACGUGAUGAAGGCAUGUGGAAAGAGAAGCCAUAAAGACUAAUUUCAAAGCAAAGGUUGUACAACAACAAAGCAAAAAUAUCAAGGACCCCAAAAGAAAAGGCAUGAUUUAAGGGAGUACAGAAGUUUAAAAAGAAGCCAAGCCAGAUAAGAACAUACACCAUGGGAAAACAAACAAACAAAAAAACAACAACAAUAACAACAAAGGUUUCAGGGUCAAGAGUUAAUGUUUGUUAAGCAAAUAAAUUCCUCCAAGUUGUUUCUUCUUGAGAAGAAUGGACUGUAGAAGGGUGCUAUGUUUGGGUAGAAAGUCUGGUUUCAACAGUUGUGAAAUUUUAUAUCUAUUUCUUUUCUCUUUUCUUUAUCAGAUCAUUUAAAAUAUCUAUUCUUUAUAAACAUUCCAACAGUAACAAAUUACAAUUGUGGUUUUUUUGAAUGAUUACUUAGCUUACGGCCACUGUAACCUCCCAGUUCUGUUUACUAGUGAAGACGAAGUCUUCUAAAUGGAAAAUACCACAUUGUGAAUUUUUCUUUUUUCUUUUUUAAAGAUCUUAUUUUUAGUCAUCUCCCCACCCAACUUGGGGCUUGAACCUACAACCUUGCGAUCAAGAGUCACAUGCUCCACCGACUGAGCCAGCCAGGUGCCCCUCACAUUGUGAAUAUUAAAAUAAUUCAUUUUAUUUUGCUAUCUAUGAUUUUCUUGGUGGUACUAAGCUUCUAAAGAAGUUAGGUUACAAGCUCUAGAGUCCCAUCAUAGCAAAUUCCGUCAACUCAUGCACUAGAACGGUAGUUUCAUGAACAUCUCACUGCUCUACCCUGUUCUUCUAGCUUAAGGGACAGCAAAACAUGGCUCACUGGACUUACCUAUCUAGCCUGCUGCCUGUUUUUAAAAUUAUGGUAUAAUUGACAUAUAACAUUACAUUAGUUUCAGGCAUAUAACAUGAGUCACUAUAUCUAUUGCAAAAUGAUCACAGUAAAUCUAGUUACACCCUUUUUGAACCCCCAUGAGCUCAGAAUUUCUUCUAUCAUUUAAAAAUGGAAAAACCGAUCAAAAAGUAUUUGACAGGUGAAGUCAGAGACCCAAAUUCAGUGUCCAUAAAAUCAGGCUUUAUUGUAAUUCAGCCACACCCAUUCAUAUAUGUAUUGUCGACGGCUGCUUUCACACUCGAAGGGCAGAGUUGAAUAAAUGUGACAGAGAAAAUGGCCCACCAGAGUCUAAAACACUAUCUGUCCUCUUAUGGAGAAAGUUUGCCAACCGUACUAGUCAAUAGUGCCUUGCCCGUACAAUGGUUGCUGGACUGACUUGAGCUUUCCUGGGAAGGUGAAGGUGACUGAGAUGAAGCCUGGGGAGAGAGCUUCCUGGGGAGUGAGGAAACAGAAAAGGUUUCCACAGAGGCCUCUGGAGCUGGGAUGGCCCUUCAAAAUGCAUCCAAAUUGAAAUGAGAGGGGUGGCUGUGGUUCUCCAGCUCGACCAGAAGGGGGCGUAACUUGAGCUGAGGCAGUUCAGUUCAGGGCACCAUUCCCCAAGUGAGAAGCAGUUGCUGGGGAAGGAACACCUCCUAUAGAAGCGGCGAUGCGGGGCGGAGCAAAACAGCAUCUUCUAGAUUUCGCAGUAUUUAUUUUUAUAAAUUAAUGCUUUAACAUAUAAUAUUGAGUAAGGAAACCUGGUUUUGAAAUGAUUAUUCAGAUAUUUUAUUCAGUUUUAAAUUUACGGAAUAAUAGCUGCUCUUUAUUAAUGUCUUGGUAUGUGUCUGGCACCAUCUUUUUGCACGAAUUAUUUUAAGAUUUUCUCAUCACCUAUGAGAGCAAAUGCCCAUUAUCCCUUUUUUCAGGGAUGAGCCCACUGGGCUCGGGGAAGUUAAGUAACUUGUAGUGGGUGGUGAAACUGGAUUUGAAUCCAGUUCUAUUGAAAUUCAAGGUCCUGGUCCUUAAGUACUACCACCUGCUCUCCUGUUGACCACCAUGGUUUUUUCUCAUUAAAGACUGGUUUUCACAAAAUAAAAAUUAUAUAAAAAAAAAUAAAGACCGGCUUUCCUCUCUGAAGGAAAAGACCGCAAACCCUUCACCCUUACGCUACAUCAUUUUUCCUUCAUUGUUUCACUCGAUAAUAUUUGCAGAUCCUCACCCCCACCUAAGAACAUAAGCUUGGAUUUACUCAUUUGUUUCCCCAGGUCUCAAACACUAUUUACACAUAGUAGGCACCCAAUUAAUGUAUGUCAGAUGGAUACAUUUGGCUGUGUUGGAUACUGCAUCUGGUGGUUGAAGUGAAAAACCAUUAGUAUGAAAACCAACUACUUGUGAGUAGAAGUAAGUGCAACCGAGAUUUCUUUCUCAAGGGGAAAAAUAACUGAAUAAAUUACCUUAAUUUCUUCUAACAUGCUGGUAUAAUAAAGUACAUUAUAAUGAAA
This is a messenger RNA of Ailuropoda melanoleuca (giant panda), 3677 nucleotides long. It is a transcript of the gene TASL, whose product is annotated as TLR adaptor interacting with endolysosomal SLC15A4. The transcript has 2 exons. Gene Ontology annotation, biological process: regulation of toll-like receptor signaling pathway. The coding region runs from base 221 to 1114 and encodes 297 amino acids. The record is from RefSeq and is a predicted model, not a curated record. NCBI's taxonomy places the organism in Eukaryota, Metazoa, Chordata, Mammalia, Carnivora, Ursidae.